AUGGCGCUCCCACUUUACAUUCCUCAUUGUAUUCACACACCCGCCGGCCGGUAUCACCUCCCACCAUCUGAUCAGCCGCUCAGAAUCCAAAUCGAAGGUCCCCUAAUCGCCAUACAAAGGCUCCUACCACAUAUCCAUUGGCGUCUGGAGUUUGGAGACCGAACAUUCCCACAGCCAGCAGGCCCAGAGCUAGCACGGUUAACGUAUCAGACUAUAUACGGACGGGAUGUUUGUCCGGAAGUCCCGGGUGAUCUGGUGGUGCAGGAUGAAUACUUGGGCUGGAUGCCGGAGAAGCGUCCGGAAGAGCUGAUUGACUAUUAUGGUGUAACAUUUGACCAUCUUGUCCCAGCUGACGAUAUCAACCCCGAGGUCUUACAGAUUAACAUCAUUGACAUUGAGGAUGAUAAUGGUGUUUAUGCAAAUACAUGGCUUUCAUUUGCAGUAGAUCCGACUGAGUUUAUUGGGAAGAAGGUACUAGCAGUGCCGAGGUGUUGCCAGAAGAGGAAGGGAACACAGGAUCGCUGGCGAGUGAAUGCCCUUGUGGACCAGAGGAUUCAUAGGUUGGAACAUUUGAAGGACGCUAAAGAAUGGAAAACUCUGACAGAAGAUCAAAAUGCGAAAAUUGAGAACUUGAAUUAA
Messenger RNA from Penicillium verrucosum, 639 nucleotides. RefSeq lists its product as uncharacterized. The transcript has 2 exons. NCBI's taxonomy places the organism in Eukaryota, Fungi, Ascomycota, Eurotiomycetes, Eurotiales, Aspergillaceae. Bases 1 to 639 code for a protein of 212 amino acids. The record is from RefSeq and is a predicted model, not a curated record.